Molecule: messenger RNA, 504 nt
Organism: Fraxinus pennsylvanica
Lineage: Eukaryota; Viridiplantae; Streptophyta; Magnoliopsida; Lamiales; Oleaceae
Source: the annotation of a GenBank genome assembly
AUGCCAGUUCUAACUUGUUUGAUGGUCAUAAGUCCUUUCUUUACUGAAUUUGAUGUCGAAAUAGCAUCUAUUAGCUCGGUGGCUAAAAUUGACUUGCCCUAUAUGCAUCCGCACAACUACUCCCCAACUACCCAGAUCGUCAAUCGCAGUUCUUCUCAUAGAAACAAGAAAAUAAAAGGAAGAGGAGAGGGAGAAAUGGGUUCAUCGUUUCGAGGCCAAUAUAGAACAGGAAAGAUGGUGUACAGGGAACUUGUGAAAGCGGUGAGGAAGCACAUUGGAAAACAAGAACAUAAUUCCCAUUUCACUGAUUUCAUCAAGCAAGAAUUCAGAAAUCGUGUCAAUUCUGAGAACCCAACAAAAUUGAAGCUUGCGCAUGAUUACACAGUCUAUCUCAACAGUGUUCAUCAUCACAAGUUUUAUUUCAAAGAUGUUGCUAGCUGUGAUGAAGCAAAGCAGGAAAUCAUGGAGUUUGUUCACUUCUUAAAGAAUCCUAAGAAAUAUUAG